AAUAUUCAUAUUAUAAGAUUUGUUUUAUUAAUAUAUUUAUACAGAUAUCCUGGCUUUAGUCAUCGACAUACAACCACGAAAAUAUAUCCCGACAUCAUCUGGUGUAAGUUGUGUUCGAGAAUUGACUCUACUGAAUGAAGAAAAAUCACAAAUACUGCUGACGGUGUGGGAUGAGCUGUUUGAGAAUGAAUGUGCUGUUAUUUCAAGCAAAAUUGGAGCAAGACCAGUUCUAGCAGCCAAGAACCUUAAAGUUGUUUCAUAUAUGAACACAUCACUCAGUACAAAACCUGCAAGUCGCCUCCUAAUUGAUCCAGAACUACCACAAGCAAUUGCACUACGCACCUGGCGAGCUGAAAAUAACAUGUACUUAGAGCACUUUGUUUCUAGAGACCUUCCAGCUUCUUCAACCUUGACUAUACCUACAAGUGAUACACUUACACCAAUCAAUACUGUUAAAAGCCUUGUAGAACAGAAAGAUAGGUUUUGGAUUGAAGGAAAAUUUUGCGUAAGGAACUUAAAUCAAAAUUUCUGGUAUAUGGCUUGUGAUAAAUGUCACAAAUCUACACAAAAAGAGUUCAACGAGCCUGUAGAAAAAGACCACUGCAACAACAAAGAUGGCAAAGCAAUACCCAGGUGUUUUGUUCUGGUUGAAUGUGAAGAUACUUCUGGAGUGUUACCUGCAGCAAUUUUCGGAGAGAACGCAGAGAAAUUCAUUCACUGCAGUGCACUUGAAUUAAUGAAACACACCACUGAGGAAGGAAUUGAUAACUUGGAAACAAUUGCUGAUGUCUCCAGUACUACAGAAUAUACUGCCCAGAUCAAGACAUAUAAAUAUAUACGACAACAGCAAACAAAAUACAAGUACACCAUCACACAUCUUAUGGAUAUAUCUGAGGGGAAAAAAUAUAGUGAUGUGUAGCUCCAGAAGCUCCAACUAUGUAUAUAUUGUAUAAAAGAAGAAACUCUUUAAGCUGCCUUUUUUUUUAUUGUAAAUAUGCUCUAAAAGUAACUUAAAACUUUUGGAGAACAGGUCUGUAUAAAACUAAAAGAAGAAACUCUUUAAGCUGCCUUUUUUUUUUUAUUGUAAACAUGCUCCAAAAGUAACUUAAACCUUUUGAAGAGCA
Humulus lupulus (European hop) is the source of this 1124-nucleotide messenger RNA. Its product is annotated as replication protein A 70 kDa DNA-binding subunit B-like. NCBI's taxonomy places the organism in Eukaryota, Viridiplantae, Streptophyta, Magnoliopsida, Rosales, Cannabaceae. The record is from RefSeq and is a predicted model, not a curated record. Bases 263 to 919 code for a protein of 218 amino acids. The transcript is spliced from 7 exons.